This is a messenger RNA of Nannizzia gypsea CBS 118893, 3204 nucleotides long. RefSeq names its product potassium/sodium efflux P-type ATPase. NCBI's taxonomy places the organism in Eukaryota, Fungi, Ascomycota, Eurotiomycetes, Onygenales, Arthrodermataceae. The record is from RefSeq and is a predicted model, not a curated record. Gene Ontology annotation, cellular component: plasma membrane. The transcript has 5 exons. Gene Ontology annotation, molecular function: ATP binding; ATP hydrolysis activity; P-type calcium transporter activity. Gene Ontology annotation, biological process: calcium ion transmembrane transport; intracellular calcium ion homeostasis. The coding region runs from base 1 to 3204 and encodes 1067 amino acids.
AUGCCUUCCAAGAAGGAUGGCAUAAAUCAAGAGUAUGAGCAGCAUCCAUUCCUGCUCUCAGUCGACCGCCUCGCCCAGCAGCUCGAUACCAACAUCGACACCGGCCUGAACGAUGCAAAGGUCAGCCAGCUUCAGGAGAAGUAUGGCCCCAAUCGGCUGUCUGGAGAGGGGGGUGUCAAGUGGUACACCCUCCUCGGAAAACAGAUAUCAAAUGCCAUGAUACUAGUCCUAGUGCUAGCAAUGGCCCUCUCAUACGGUGUCUCCGAUUAUAUUGAAGGCGGUGUCAUCACUGCUGUCAUCGUGAUCAACGUCCUUAUCGGAUUCUACCAGGAGUUCAAAGCCGAGAAGAAAAUGGACUCCUUGCGAUCUCUGUCUUCCCCUUCUGCCAACGUCAUUAGAAAUGGCAACUCCAUCACCGUCCCAUCAGGAGAAGUUGUUCCAGGAGACAUUGUCCAGAUCAAGACUGGAGAUACUGUUCCUGCCGACCUGAGGUUAUUUGAAGCCAUGAACCUCGAGUGUGAUGAAAAGAUCUUGACUGGAGAGGCUGCCCCUGUUGCCAAAGAUACCGACUUCGAAACUAGUGGUGACGAAGUGACCGUAGGUGUUGGAGAUCGCCUUAACAUGGCCUACUCAUCCUCCACCGUCACCAAGGGCCGAGGCCGUGGAAUCAUCGUUUUCACCGGAAUGUACACGGAGAUUGUCAAGGGAGGUGCCUUGCGUAUCUGGGAUGCAAUCGGAAAGUUCCUCGGCCUCACCGAGGGGACUCCGCUGCAGAUUAAAUUGAGUAAACUUGCGUAUUCUCUCUUCGGAUGUGCUAUCUUGCUUGCAAUCAUUGUCUUCGGUGUCAACAAGUUUAACGUAACGGACGAAGUCGCCAUCUAUGCAAUUUCAACUGGAACCCUGACUCAGGGGCAAAUGGUAACACGUAAAGCAUGGCUUCCUGGAGUUGGUAUUUAUUCUCUCACCAAGUCCAACGAUGCCACGAACCCAACACGCGGAGUCAUCUCUCUUGGAAAGUCACCAGCAACCAGACAGGAGGCGGAACAGGAGCGUGAACGCAAACGCGCAGAGCAAGAUGCACUUCGAAGUGCCGCUGGCUUGAAAUUUGACGUCCCCGCUGAAAAGGAAGAACGAGACCAACGGCGAAAGGAGGAGAUUCGCAAUGAGAAGCAAGCAGAAGAAGAUGAAGAUGAUGAUGAAGUACCUGAAGGCGCAAGUCUCCCGGAAGUCGUCCCCGAGCUGGCUGCUUUCCUUGAAUCGGCCGCAUUGUGCAAUCUGGCAACUGUCCGUUAUGAUGAGACUGCCGGCUCCUGGCAAACAAUGGGCGACCCAACUGAAGUUGCUCUGCAAGUGUUUGCUCACAGGUUUGGAUUUGGCAAGAAAUCUCUCGAAGCCGAGAAUGGGUGGAAGCCUUUGGCUGAAUACCCCUUCGAUAGCACCGUCAAACGCAUGUCCGUCAUCUACCGACGUGACAAGGAGGCUGGAACUGUGAUUUUCACCAAGGGAGCAGUCGAAAGGAUCUUGGAUCUCUGCACCUCUGUUGGAUUUGGCGAUAAGCGAGAGCCAAUGACCCCUGAAAUAAAGGAACAAGUGCUCGAUCAAAUGGGAUUCCUUGCUGAGCAGGGACUCCGAGUCCUAGCAAUCGCUCAGAAGCCUGGCCCGGACGAUUUCUACAAGAACACUGAAAUACCAAGAGACCAAGUUGAAUCCGACCUGACAUUGUUGGGAUUAGCUGGCUUAUACGACCCUCCAAGACUGGAAACCAAGGACGCAGUAAAAGAAUGUACCAUGGCUGGAAUCCGUGUCCAUAUGUUGACUGGUGACCACCCUUCCACCGCAACCGCCAUAGCAAAGGAAGUAGGAAUCAUUCCUCGCAACACCGGAACCUUAUCUGUAGCAGAAUCGGCAUCUCUUGUCAAAACCGCCGCUGAGUUCGACGCAAUGACUGACCAGGAGAUUGACGCUUUGCCCUCCCUACCACUUGUGAUUGCUCGCUGUGCCCCUGACACAAAGACUCGAAUGAUCGCUGCUCUUCACCGCCGCGGCAGAUAUUGCGCCAUGACGGGAGAUGGAGUUAAUGAUGCACCCUCGCUGCAGGCCGCUGACGUUGGAAUUGCCAUGGGUAUGGGUGGUUCAGAUGUUGCAAAAUCAGCAUCUGACAUCGUGCUCACGGAUGACAACUUUGCCAGUAUUGUCAAUGCCAUCGAGGAAGGACGAAGAAUGUUUGAAAACAUCCAAAAGUUCAUCCUCCAUCUUCUAACCUCAAACAUUGGCGAGGUUGUCCUUCUCAUUAUGGGCCUUGGAUUCAAAGAUCGGAACGGAUUUUCUGUCUUCCCCCUUUCACCACUGCAGAUUCUAUGGAUCAACAUGUUGACCUCCUCGUUCCCUGCCUUUGGUCUAGGCCGUGAAAAGGUUUCCGCUGCAGUGAUGCAUCGUCCUCCACAUGAUACUAAGAAAGGUGUUUUCACCUGGCAGAUCGUGGUUGAUAUGAUGGUCUAUGGUGUCAUAAUGGGAGCCUGUACAUUGCUGACCUUCGUCAUUGUGGUUUACGGCGUUGGAAACGGCAUGGAAGAUCUAGGAAUUGAUUGUAAUCAUCGCGCCAGCGAUAGCUGCAACGUCGUUUUCCGUGCUAGAGCAGUGGUCUUCGCUGAGCUCACCUGGCUCAUCCUCAUCUCAGCAUGGGAAUUCAAGCAUCUUCGUAACAGCAUGUUCAACCUUGAACCAUACCGUGACCACAGCGACGAUACCGUUCCUUUCUUCCCCUUCUUCCACGACAUCUGGGAGAACCAAUUCCUCUUCUGGGCCGUCGUGAUCGGAGCCCUCUCCGUUUUCCCAGCCGUCUACAUUCCCGGCCUGAACACGAAAGUGUUCAAGCACCAGGGUAUCACCUGGGAAUGGGGCCUUGCCUUUGGAUCAGUCAUAAUAUUUGUUCUUGGUAUCGAGGCCUGGAAGUUUGUCAAGCGACGCACCGGUUGGUUCGCAGAGGGCGAAGAUUACGGUGGUGUCGCUGCCACUGGCUUCCGCCGAAGAUGGCCAAGCCACGAACUUGGUCUCCGCCAAGGCUUCUUCACCUUUGCCAAAUCUCUUACCAAGGGCAGCGAAAGGAGUAUUCCCGUGGGCCCAGAGAGCGGCAGGUCGAGUGUUAUGGGCAGAGAGAAUCCUCGUCGUCUUGAUGACGGCGGGAGAGCGAAGGAAACGGUUUGA